Messenger RNA from Aspergillus heteromorphus CBS 117.55, 444 nucleotides. RefSeq lists its product as uncharacterized. Bases 1 to 444 code for a protein of 147 amino acids. The record is from RefSeq and is a predicted model, not a curated record. The transcript is spliced from 2 exons. Lineage: Eukaryota; Fungi; Ascomycota; Eurotiomycetes; Eurotiales; Aspergillaceae.
AUGGUAAACGGUCAUUGUACUGUGCAUCACACGCAUGCGCGGAUCGACCGCGAAGACGGCAUUGAAUCUACCGGGCCAAAUGAGCAUGUCUCCGCGGAAGGUGAUCGCCGUGAACAGUGUGGUGUCACUGGUGUCCAGGGAACCGCCGUCACUCUCUCCCUUCUCAAGAGCCACCAUGGCUUUGUUGUGCGGGCGCUCACUCGCUCCCCACAGUCCGAGAAAUCGAAGGAGCUGGCCUGUCUCGGCGCAGAGGUUGUCCAGACGCAUGGGUUCCAUGACGAGGCCAUGGCCAAAGCCUUCUCCGGCGUUUGGGGCUUCUGGCUCAACACACACCACCAGGACCCGGUCAGUAGAUCACGGACGAGGCUUGAGUGGGAUAAAGGGCUGCAGCUGGAGCGGACCAUCAGCAUGGAGGAGUACUUUGUCGAGCGCUACGGGGGAUGA